CUCAUUCCUGACUCCUCCUCUCUGGAUUGCCAAUUGUUUGUCAAACAAGUCAAUCCGCGGCAAUAUGUUGCUCAAAUUCCCCAGUUACCAAAUACUGAAGUUUGGUUUCAACGGCCAAAAGACAUUGUCAGGAAGUUGCUCUCAGGAGAUCUGGAUUUAGGCAUUGUUGGUCUUGACAUAGUUAGUGAAUUUGGUCAGGGUAACGAAGAUCUUAUCAUUGUCCACGAAGCUCUCAACUUUGGAGAUUGUCAUCUCUCCCUUGCGAUACCCAAUUAUGGAAUAUUUGAGAAUAUAAAAUCUCUGAAGGAGCUAGCACAAAUGCCUCAAUGGACUGCGGAAAGACCUUUACGAGUUGCCACAGGAUUCACUUAUCUAGGCCCCAAAUUUAUGAAAGAUAACGGUAUCAAGCAUGUGAGCUUUUCAACUGCAGAUGGAGCCCUAGAGGCAGCUCCUGCGAUGGGGAUAGCUGAUGCCAUUUUGGACCUUGUGAGUAGUGGGACAACCCUUAAAGAGAACAACUUAAAAGAGAUUGAAGGAGGGAUUGUGCUGGAAAGUCAGGCUGCAUUAGUGGCGAGCAGAAGGGCAUUGACUGAGAGAAAAGGAGCACUAGAAACAGUGCAUGAGAUUCUCGAGAGAUUAGAGGCUCAUUUGAAGGCAGAUGGUCAAUUCACUGUUGUUGCAAACAUGAGAGGAACGGAUGCUGAGGAAGUGGCUGAACGUGUGAAAACCCAAUCAUCAUUAUCAGGAUUGCAGGGACCAACAAUAAGUCCAGUUUACUGUAAACGAGAUGGAAAAAUAUCAAUUGAGUACUACGCCAUUGUGAUUUGUGUACCCAAAAAAGCUCUAUAUGAGUCUGUGCAGCAACUGAGAGCGGUGGGAGGAAGUGGAGUACUGGUGUCACCUCUAACAUACAUUUUUGAUGAAGAAACUCCCAGAUGGAGUCAGCUUCUAAGUAACCUCGGCCUUUGAUGCUGCUUCACAUGACUGAGAUAGAUACUCCGAUGUUUAGUCAAGAUGCAUUCGUCUCUUUGGUCAGAGGUGGCCUCUUUCAAGCCUUUCAGAUAGUAGUCAACUUAAAAGCCAAUUUUCUCAAAUUAAAAUUCAUUUUCAUUUUCUAAACAGUUGGAAUACCCAUGGAGGUUAUUUAAAAGUAUUAGCUUAUUGAAUAAAUUGGUAUUCACGAGUCA
This is a messenger RNA of Camelina sativa (false flax), 1187 nucleotides long. NCBI's taxonomy places the organism in Eukaryota, Viridiplantae, Streptophyta, Magnoliopsida, Brassicales, Brassicaceae. The record is from RefSeq and is a predicted model, not a curated record.